AAAAUCGCUGCCAACUUAUCCUGGUCUGACUCUACUUUAUAUGCUAUAUUUGUAUUACUUACAUAUGUAUGUUGUUUGUGAACACCACAAGUACAUUAUACAUAUAUCAACAAUAAACAUGUUGUUUUACACGAGUUACACCUGUCCAUACUAAUAUCUACGUAAGGUCAUUCACUUGAAAUGCAUUACUUAUAUGCAAUUCUUAUUUAUUUCAUAUCAAGACUAUCAGAGGAUAAUAUCGAAUGUGAAAUUAUUGUUUUUGUUUAAUUUAAGAAAAGUGAAAUGAUGUUUUGAUGGUUCAUGUGUUUAUUUUUUAGUGCUCCCCACUAAUAUUACCUGUGAUUUUUUUUAUAUUCUGACUGCAGAAUGGUCCCAUAUGGCUUAAACCUCGUGCUCUGCUUCGCCUUAUUCGGCAACUUGGCUGAUGGACAAUUCAAACUUCCACCUUACCCCCCAGAUGUCAACUACACACCAACCUUCCCCCAACUAGUGGCCAACCAUGGAUAUAAAGUCGAAACACACCAGGUUAUAACUGAGGAUGGAUACAUUCUAACGCUGUUCAGAAUUCCACGGGGAAAGAAAUGUCGUGGUCCCAUAAGACAACCUCCAGUGCUGAUCUUACACGGAUUUUUAGAAAGCGCUGACUGUUUUAUAGACGGUGACCCAAACACUAACCUUGGAUACCUGAUUCCUGACGAAUGUUACGAUACUUGGUUCGGCAGUUUUCGAGGAACAUUUUACUCUAGAGCUCAUAUAAAAUUGAACCCUGAUACAGAUAAAAAAUUUUGGCAGUUUUCCACCGAUGAAAUGGGAAUGUAUGACUUACCAGCGUUUAUAGAUUAUGUCUUAUAUAAAACAGGCUCAAAACAGCUAAAUUAUAUGGGAUUUUCUCAAGGAGGUGGGACAUUUUUCAUCAUGUGCUCCGAAAGACCUGGGUAUUGCAAUAAAGCCAAGCUUUUCAUAGGCUUAGCGCCUGCUACUAGACAUUUAAACACAAGAUCUUUAGCAUUCAGACUUAUGACGCAAGCUGUCAAUGGAAUUUUAGAACCACUACAAGACGCUGGCAUUUACGAGGUUUUAACUAAAGGUUACCCUAUCCAGAGAAUCCUAAAUUUCCUUUGUCAGGAAGACAUAUUGGCUGGUAUAAUUUGUGGAGCUUUAGACGCUAUUCUGGAUGGACCUAAUCCAGGCUCAAUAACUGCUGAUACUUUAAGAAUAGUAUACGAGCAUACACCAGCAGGUAUUUCUACUAAAUUAGCAGCCAGAUAUGGACAAGCAAUGACUGAGACGGAAUUUUUGAUGUUCGAUUAUGGACCUACUGCUAAUACACAACUUUAUGGGAGCGCUAUUCCGCCAGCAUACAAAAUUUCAGCAGUAACCUGUCCUGUCGUUGUGAUCCAGGGUCAUAAUGAUGGGAUUGUAGACAUGAAGGAUUCUCUAUGGGCCGCAAAACAGAUGCCUAAUCUUCUCGAGUAUCAUAACGUUUCUGAUCCGCUUUGGACACAUUUUGAUAAUAUCAGAAGCCAGUAUAUACCUAAAUAUACGUUUCCAACUAUAAAGAAGUAUUUAAGGGAGUACAGUUCAGAUGGUGGUGGUGGUUCAGAUGAUAAGUCUUUCCGUAGUUCCAUUGGGGAUAUAUUGUCCUCCUGGUUGAAAUAGCCAAUGAUAAGAGAGCUAGAGCUGACUCCGGGCUCCUUUAAAGGGCCCGCUGAUUACCAGUUCGCCAGACGAUAUCGGCCUGACAGUUAUCCGAGAUUCAGAUAUCAGCUUUUGCGAAUAACUGACAGGCCGAUAUCGUCCGGCAAACUGGUAAUCAGUGGGCCCCUUUAGAGUGCAACAGAGAAAACGCUAAAACGAUGAGGAGGAGUGAUAUCUUCCAAUUCAAACCAUAAUAUUUAUAAGCUGAUUUUUAAGCCAUAUUGCUUAUCCCACCGCUGUCAAUGACAGUCAAAUAUAUUUAUAUACACAUACAUGGUGUCCAGUGCAGUGGCACAUAUCUCAUUAUCAGUGAUCGGAUUUCCCGGUGCAACACGGGUCGAAUGACCUCAAACAUUAUACUAAUAUGGAUAUACCCCGGGAUUCCACAACUUAUAUUGUUGAAUAAGUUACUGGCUAUAUUACAUUCAGUAAAUUUUAGUAACAUUUUGUCGCGUAAAAUUAAUAUUUCCGGAAAAUAAGUGUAUGUGCAUUGUGCAUAUAGUAAGUGUUAGUAUUUUCUUUAUUCAUCUUAACUCUUAGGUAUAGGCCUUUUAUAAUAUGCAUAUAAUAAUAAAAUACCAAAACAUAAAAAAUGCAUACAAACACAUUAUAAAAUACCUGACCUAGGAUGCCGCUAGGGCGUUUAUUAUUAUGCAAUUUCGAUAUAUGUACUUUCAACAAUUACAAAAGAUAGGUUGUAAAAGUCUCUUUAAUACUGACCUAGGUAUCAAAUAGCUUAUUGGCUAUUAAAUCCAAAAUUUGGGUACAUAACACAAAAAAUCAUAGUUCAUCAUUAAAUUCAUUAAAAAUUUAAGUUUUGUUUUUAUGGAUAUCUAUUAAAAAUACUAUACAGGUUUACUUUAAAGAAUAUUCAAUGCAUGUUUACGAGUAUAUUCGUAAUUUGAGCUGCCUAUCUAAGUAUACCUAUCAUAUCGAUAUAAUUUUUUUCAAACGAAAUCCGGGAAUUUUGGUCAUAUCCAUAUUACGUUUUCUACUUGGUAUCCCACGGUGUUGCACCGGAAAAUCCGAUCACUGCUGAUUAUAAAUUCAAAUAAAAUAUAUGUGAGAGACAUCCAAGAGGUUGUUUUAGUAUUGUAAGUGUUGCUGAUUGAUUAGUAACAAUAGAUCGCUGGCCAGCGGAAUAUCAUGUGUAUGCUAUUGAGUGCGUAUAUGAUUAAAAAUAUUAUGUAUUUAUGUGUGUGUUUAACGAUUAAGUGACUCAAACAUUAUUAAAUUAAGUACCCAGUGA
This is a messenger RNA of Cydia pomonella (codling moth), 2947 nucleotides long. Its product is annotated as gastric triacylglycerol lipase-like. The transcript has 2 exons. Gene Ontology annotation, molecular function: hydrolase activity, acting on ester bonds. The record is from RefSeq and is a predicted model, not a curated record. Gene Ontology annotation, biological process: lipid metabolic process. The coding region runs from base 367 to 1659 and encodes 430 amino acids. Lineage: Eukaryota; Metazoa; Arthropoda; Insecta; Lepidoptera; Tortricidae.